Puntigrus tetrazona (Sumatra barb) is the source of this 1340-nucleotide messenger RNA. RefSeq names its product ras-related protein Rab-26. The coding region runs from base 413 to 1159 and encodes 248 amino acids. The record is from RefSeq and is a predicted model, not a curated record. Lineage: Eukaryota; Metazoa; Chordata; Actinopteri; Cypriniformes; Cyprinidae. Gene Ontology annotation, molecular function: GTPase activity; GTP binding. The transcript is spliced from 9 exons. Gene Ontology annotation, cellular component: endosome; Golgi apparatus.
CUUCGUAUUCCAACAAGUGGCGGGUGAGGAUGCGCUCGGUGUGCGCGUGGCCAGCACUUUCUCCCCGGUUGUUGACAAGGCGCCCCGUGCGCGCGCGCGCCACUACACCGCUCGGAGGAGCGAGGUGGUGCUUCUCUUCACACUGACGGAGCGGCUUCGCGGGCGGGCGCCAGAGACGCGUUUUCUUGUCGAAAAGCACGAGGGAAAAAAACGGAGCGGCAUCUCGGAGAGCAGAAGCGGGCGCGCCGCUCGCGUUCCUCAUUACACGGAGCCCCGAAGUCAUGCGCGCGCUUAUUGGCGAAAAGUUAAUUCACGCGUACUGAGACACGGAAAGCGGGAGAAGUCGGGUGCACGGAGAGCGCGCGCUGCUUAAUUACUCGUCUUGCGUUCGCGCCGGGAAUAAACGACCGUCAUGUCGAGGAAAAAAGCGGUCAAGGGGAAGGGGGGUUCGAACACGCCGAGCUCGUCUCCGAGCAGCGAUAAGGAGAAGGCUAAGAAAGUCCCGACCCAGUCCAACGGAGUGGUGCAUCCCAGCAGACCCUCUCUCAGCAACAGCGGAGAAUUCUACGACGUCGCCUUCAAGGUAAUGCUGGUUGGAGACUCUGGGGUGGGGAAAACCUGUCUGCUGGUUCGCUUUAAAGACGGAGCGUUUCUGGCUGGGAGCUUCAUCUCAACAGUCGGGAUAGACUUCAGGAAUAAGGUGCUGAACAUUGAUGGCGUGAGAGUUAAGCUACAGAUCUGGGAUACGGCGGGACAGGAGCGGUUCAGGAGCGUGACGCAUGCCUACUAUCGAGACGCUCACGCUCUUUUGCUGCUCUACGACGUGACAAAUAAAGCUUCUUUUGACAACAUACAGGCCUGGCUCACAGAGAUUCACGAGUUCGCUCAGCAGAACGUAGUGAUCAUGCUCCUGGGUAACAAGGCUGAUUCCACACAUGAAAGGAUCGUGAAAAGAGAGGAGGGUGAAAAACUGGCUAAGGAGUUUGGCGUUCCCUUCAUGGAAACCAGUGCUAAAUCAGGUCUGAAUGUGGAGUUGGCCUUCACUGCUGUGGCCAAGGAACUGAAGCACAGGGAGAUGAAGGAGCCUCACGAGCCAAAGUUUCAGCUGCAGGAGUAUGUUAACAAGGAGAUGAAGAGAGUCGGCUGCUGUCGCUCCUAAAGAGUCUCUCUUUCCGCCUGUCUGUCUGUUUGUGUGUUUUUUCCACUUUCAUCCUCUUCUCUCGCAUAAAUUGGAUGUCUGUCAGAUAUUCCUGCGGCUCUGGAGACUUUCAUUUCCAAACGCCGUGUUCUUUCUUUGGACCUCCAUGCACUUCACAGCUCACAGCAAACAAUAGCGAUCC